Aphis gossypii (cotton aphid) is the source of this 1572-nucleotide messenger RNA. Its product is annotated as lachesin-like. The record is from RefSeq and is a predicted model, not a curated record. Gene Ontology annotation, cellular component: neuron projection. Lineage: Eukaryota; Metazoa; Arthropoda; Insecta; Hemiptera; Aphididae. The coding region runs from base 463 to 1146 and encodes 227 amino acids. The transcript has 6 exons.
AUGCGAAAACCUGUGCACUACUUCUUUAAACUGCAUUUAUCGAUAUUCUUUCUUUGUGUCCUUUUUAGCCAAACUAACAACAAUUUUGUAAUUUCCUUAUUUAUUUCCAUAAAAAAAGAUUGAGUUUAUUAGUGAAUAUAUAUCAAUACUACUACUGAUAUUUCGAAAUGAAGAACAUAUAUGCCGUACUUCUUUUAUACAUCAAUCUCGCUUAUUCUCAAGAACCGUCAUUUAUAUCACAUAUUUCACAAAAACUUGUAAAAGAUAUCGGCGAUGAAGCUGAAAUGGCUUGUUCAACCAAAUAUUCUCGAGAAUUCAAUGUUUCAUGGGUUAAAGUUGCCGAAGAUCCUAUAGAUGAAUCUAUUGUACUUUCGUCUGGAAGUACACUUAUUGUCAAAGAUCCAAGAGUUUCAUUGAUAACAGAAAUAAAGCAAGAUAGCAGUCGAUACAUAAUACAUAUUCAUGAUGUUCAGGAAGAUGAUGGAUGCCAGUAUCUAUCGCUGUGAUGUGAUAACUGGGAUUAACGAUAAAAUUUCGUAUUACACCCAGUUAUUGGUGGGUAAUCAACCAUUUAUUUAUGAGAACUCUAGCAGAUCAUUAGUUGUAGUAGAACGUCAAUCAGUGCAACUUGCAUGUUUUGCUGGUGGAUAUCCUACUCCAAAAAUUUUCUGGAGGAAACCUAAUAACCCAAUUUUAUCUAUGGGUAACAUUUUGAAAAUUCCUGCUAUAAAAAAAGAAGAUCGUGGAAACUACUACUGUAUAGCUGGAAAUGGUGUCGGGAAUGAUACCAGCCGUAGAAUUUCCAUAUCAGUAGAAUUUCCUCCAGUUAUAACUGCUUUACAAACUAGUGUGGGACAAGCUGUGCUUUAUGACGCAUAUCUUGAAUGUCAUGUUGAGGCGAAUCCUCAACCAGCCAUCUCUUGGAUAUAUAAAGGAAUAGAAAUAUCUAAUAAUCAACAUUACUGGAUAUCAGAUUCUGUUACUGCUGAUGACAAAAGGGACAGUAUUUUACGAAUUAUGAAAAUUAAUAAUUAUCUUUAUGGUGAUUAUACUUGCAAAGCUUCAAAUAAUUUAGGAGCUGCUGAAAUAAAAAUUAAUGUUUAUGAAACGCUAUUACCACAAUGUCCUCCUGCCUGUGAAUAUUAAUCAAUAAAGCAAGCUGCCGUUUUGUUCUAGUUGUAGCUGUUUACCUGUAUUAUAUUUAUAUACAUUUAAUUAUUAUUUUUCUAUUGAAAAACAAUGUAUUAAUAAUGAAAUAUUAGAAUUCUAAAAUAACAACAGAUUGAUUUUAUUUUAUAUUGAAAAAUUUAACUUAAAUUUAAAUUUAAAUUUAAAAAAAUACCAUUUUAUUUAUUAGUUUAUCUAUAUUGCAAAAGUAGACAUAAUUUGAUCAGCUUCAUGUUUAUUAUGUUCGCAAUUUCCUUUGAAGUCUUUAUCUUUAAAAUGAUACAACUAAAUUUGAUAAAUGGAUUUUGAACAUUAUUAGUGACUUAGAAAGUUAGAACCUUAGAAUAGGCUUGAAUAAUUUAAGUUUAUUUAAAUCCAAUUUUGAAAUAUAUUGAUACAUUUUAA